Messenger RNA from Poecilia latipinna (sailfin molly), 1371 nucleotides. It is a transcript of the gene smpd4, whose product is annotated as sphingomyelin phosphodiesterase 4. Gene Ontology annotation, biological process: glycerophospholipid catabolic process; ceramide biosynthetic process; sphingomyelin catabolic process. The transcript is spliced from 12 exons. The coding region runs from base 124 to 1356 and encodes 410 amino acids. The record is from RefSeq and is a predicted model, not a curated record. NCBI's taxonomy places the organism in Eukaryota, Metazoa, Chordata, Actinopteri, Cyprinodontiformes, Poeciliidae. Gene Ontology annotation, molecular function: sphingomyelin phosphodiesterase D activity.
GGAAACGCGGUUCGUGUAAAGCCCACUCUACCCACUCUAACUUUAAUUUUUUCUUGUGGACAGAGGUGAGGAAGACGCCAUUAACAGAUUGAAUUAUUCCAGCUCCAGGUGGAGCUGAGGAACAUGAGCAGCCAAAGCUUACAGCAGCCCAGCUUCCUGCUGGCAAACCUCAAAGCAGACGCCACCACCAAACCUCUGAUCCAGCGAUGCCAGGACCUGCUGAAGAUCAUAGACGAGUAUCCCGCUAAGGAGCUGCACCUGAUCUUCCCCUGGGUGGUGGAGAACGUGUUUGGAAGUCUGGACGGCGUCAUCUCCGGCUGGAACCUGCGCCUGCUGCACUCGCGCAGCAACGAGUUCAACCUGGUUCUGGACUUCCUGAGUCCAAGUGGCCCGAUGAUGAAGCUGGUGUACAAACUUCAGGCAGAAGAAUACAAAUACGAAGUUCCUGUCAACUACCUCCCGGGUCCGGUGAAGGCCUGCAUCCAGGAGGGCGUUCUGCCCGACUGUCCUCUGUUCCACAACAAGCUGCAGUUCCCGCUGCCGGGCGUCCUGACGCUGAACGUCGCUCUCAAUCCUUUUGAGUUCUUCAUGUUUAAUUUGGCCUACUGCCUCAUCGCUCCCAGGAACUGCCUUCAGCCGCAGCUCUGCAGCUCCACAGACAGCGCAUACUUUGUGCUGGUCGACCUGUACCUCAAGUACUUCCUGCCCAUCGAAGGAAGUGUUCCUGCAUCUCCGUUCACUGACUCCAGAGGUUCUGUCGCGGCUCCAUCGCCACGAGCUUCCAGUGUGUCGUUUGCGGGUUACGGCGUCCACAGCCCGAGCCUCCUGAAGCACCACAUCUUCCACCAGCCGUCGGUGAACGCAGACCCUGCAGCGCAGGAGAUCUGGAGGUCCGAGACGCUGCUGCAGAUGUUUGUAGAGAUCUGGCUCCAUCAUUACUCCCUGGACUUGUACCAGAAGCUGCAGUCUCCUCAGGUAAAGCUGGCGCUGCUGCAGUACCGCCUCAGUAUGUCCAGCAUGCCGUGCCAACCCCUCGCCCCUCCUGGCUCUGGGACCCUCCACACCUACCAAGUACUUUUACCUUUUCACUCAGCAGCGCCCCCCUGGGGCCUCCUGGAGGAGCCCUUCAAUCCAUCAGAGGAGCACGUAUUGGUGGUGCGCCUGCUGGUCAAACAUCUGCACGCCUUCUCCAGCAGCCUGAAGCCGGAGCCGCCGCUCUCGCCGGCCCACUCCCCCCCCCACACCAGCCCGCUGGAGGAGUUCAAGAGGUCAGCAGCUUUAAAAGGCCCUGGUAGCCAUGUUUACUCGGGGUGCAAACUUAAAAAGUCAGAAUAUCUCCUAAAUUCAUGCAUCUAAAAUAGUGUUUCUCAA